Molecule: messenger RNA, 3428 nt
Organism: Phaedon cochleariae (mustard beetle)
Lineage: Eukaryota; Metazoa; Arthropoda; Insecta; Coleoptera; Chrysomelidae
Source: the annotation of a GenBank genome assembly
AGUUUGCAACUUCGUGGUCCAUGAUCGCUGCCAGAAAACUGUAGCAUCACCGUGUUCCAGCAUUGCCGCCAGCCUUAUCAAGAAUCCAGUAGCUCAUUGUUGGUCGGAGCCUUUCCAUCAUAAAAGAAAAUUUUGCAAUGUCUGUAGGAAAAGACUGGACGACUGUGAAUCGAUUCACUGCGAAAUCUGCGAGUACUUCGUACACGUGGAGUGCCAGGACUUCGCGGUGGCCGAUUGCAAAGAGAACGCCACGUAUUUGCCGGGCAAGCAGCUGUCGUUCGUUCACCACCAGCACCACUGGCGCGAGGGCAACCUGCCCAACAACUCCAAGUGCGCCCUCUGCAAGAAGACCUGCUGGACGACGGAAUGCCUGUCGGGGUACCGGUGCGAAUGGUGCGGCAUGACGAGUCACGCGGCGUGUCACGUGAGCAUCACUGGCGAGUGCACUUUCGGCAUGCUGGAGCCGAUCUAUCUGCCCCCGCAUGCGGUCAGCAUCCCCCGGACGGAGGUGCCCAUGGAGGCGAUCAUCGGGGUGCAGGUCAGAAGGAAGGACACGCUGUCCCAUAUAAAGGGAAUGAUUUUGCAGUCGUCAGUGGCGAUAGGGUAAGGAGAAGUGCUUCUUUGACGAGCGUUCUGAAGCGUCUUUCUAUUGUUUUGCCGAAUUCAUGCCAAAGCAAAUGCCAGACCCCUUUGUCGCCACCCUAUUCUCGAGCGCGGAGUACCUCUGAGGAGUUCAGCAGCGGAGACACAGGUCGGUACAGGGAUUCGGAGGAGUAUGCCCAAUCGCAUCCACCCAGCAGAGACAGUCGGCAAGACAAGCAGAACAAAAAUCAGGAGGAAAGGGACGAAGAGGUGAUAAAGGUGUACGAUGGCAACACUUCUCUGCGCCGCCGCCUCUUCCGCACGAUCGUCGUAUGGCGGCAGGCCAGUCUGCAACAAGUGCUGACGCAAGCGCUGCGUGCCUUCCACGUGACCAAGGAUCCCGAGUCGUUCCAUCUCACCGACUUGUACUCGCCCGAGGAGGCGGUGGUGCGCGAUCCAGCGCCCGUGAUGAGGUUGCACAGGAAAGAGGGGAAGCGGCCGGCUGUUUUCCUCAGACUCAAGGACCGCGACAACGACAGCGGCGAGGUGCGUGUGUACCCCGGCAAAUUGCAAGUCUCGCAGGCAUUCUGCACCGUGCCGGUGGACUUCAAUUCGACGGUGGGCGACUUGAUCCGAGAGGCGCUCAACCGCUUCGGCCUCGACGACUACAACGCCGAGGAUUACCGAUGCAGCGAGGUGCUGUUAGACAGAGGAGUUACCGAGAGGGUGUUAUCAUGGAACGAACGUCCGUGGGAGAUAAUGAAGCAGCUGGGCAAGGACAGCAUAAGACAGAUGGAGCUGAUGCGGUUCUACCUGCAACUCAAACAAGAUCCGCACGGCCCCAAUUUGGCGUUGUUCGUCGGCAAUCUGCCGCCGAACUUGUCCGAGCGCAACUACGAGAAUAUCCUCACCGAUUUUUUAGGAAAGGAAAACAAAUUUUCAAAGAUUGGUCCGAUCUACUACGAAUACGGCUCGAUGGUGAUCACAUACGAAGACUCUGACAAGGCUGUGAGGGCACUCUACACUCUACGAGAGUCCAAAUACGAAGAUAAACAACCAUUACUCGUGAUGCUGUUGCCAAACAUCGAGCCGUCGAUGAUCCCCGAAGGCGUGCAGCCGUUGCUAGUGUUCGUCAACGUGAAGUCGGGCGGCUGCCAGGGUCUCGAGCUCAUCUCCAGCUUCAGGAAGCUGCUCAACCCCUACCAGGUGUUCGAUCUCGACAACGGCGGGCCGCUGCCUGGACUCUACGUCUUCAGAAACAUCAAGAACUACAAGAUCUUAGUGUGCGGGGGCGACGGUACGAUCGGUUGGGUGUUGCAGUGCUUAGACAAUGUUGGACAAGAUUCGCAAUGCUCGUCACCUGCGUGCGCCAUCGUACCACUCGGAACAGGCAACGACCUUGCCCGAGUGUUGCGUUGGGGCGCAGGCUAUACCGGAGGCGAAGACCCCCUGAACCUCCUGCGUGACAUCAUCGACGCUGAGGAGAUCCGCCUGGACAGGUGGACGGUGGUGUUCCAUCCGGAGGACAAGCCUGACGACGGCGGCGGCGGCGGUGGCGGUGGAGGCGGCGGAGGAGGCAACAAGCAGGUCAACUCCACCGUGGUGACAGGAUCGACGAGCGAAGACAAUUCGCAGAUCUUCGUAAUGAACAACUAUUUCGGCAUCGGCAUCGACGCAGAUCUCUGUCUGGAUUUCCACAACGCGCGCGAAGAGAACCCCGGCAAGUUUAUCAGCCGUUUGCACAACAAGAGCGUAUACGUGAAGAUGGGGCUGCGCAAGAUGGUCGGCCCGAAGAUGUGCAAAGAUCUGCACAAGGAGGUCAGGUUGGAAGUGGAUGGAAAGCUGGUGGAGCUGCCGCAGGUCGAGGGCAUCAUCAUCUUGAACAUUUUGAGUUGGGGAUCGGGAGCGAAUCCUUGGGGUCCAGAAAAGGACGACCAAUUUUCCAAACCUAACCAUUGGGACGGUAUGCUGGAAGUGGUGGGAGUAACUGGGGUAGUUCAUCUGGGACAGAUUCAGUCCGGAUUCAGAACUGCCAUGCGGAUUGCUCAGGGCGGACAUAUAAAGAUCCAUCUGAAUUCUGACAUUCCUGUUCAAGUCGACGGUGAACCAUGGGUACAAAGUCCUUGUGACGUCGUAGUUUUAAAAUCCGCCCUGAAGGCGACAAUGCUGAAGAAAAAUAAGUUCAAGCGUCGUCCUACCGAACCGAAUAUACUACCGGCCAAUGGGGAGGGGGGCAGGAGUACAGACGACUGAUAAAAAAAAACCAAAAAAAAAACCAACCCGUUCCAUUCUCAACACGCCACUUAUUUCUUUUUCACAACUCUCUUUCUCUAUUUUAUCAUCUCCUGAGGUUGUCAUUAUUUCAUUUUGAUGUCAUCGGCAUGGGUAUAUCUUUUGCUUGAUCAUUUUGCUUUAUGAUUUGAUUCUGUAGGCUAGUAGAUUUGGAUAUGGACCAGGAAUUACUAUCGAAGCGAGUUUUUCACCUCGUAAAUUAAUGUAUUCUGAUCUCGUCAUAUUGGGAAAUUCGACUAAGUCGGUGUUAACCCGCUGUUGUUUCCUGAGGAGAAUUGAGAUAAAAGAAUUGUGAGACCGGAAGUCUAGAUAUUUUUUUAUAAUACCUAUCUGUUUUUUAUCGCCUUCAAAAUGACAAAAUAUCAUUGUCACAUUGUCAAGUUUUUAUUGACGCUACGCAGAUUGUUAGUCGCUAGCAACUGUCAUCCAAGAAAGUUCAUUAUUUUGAUCUCACUCAUUAUUGUCUCAAAUGUCAUUCAAGCAAGUUCAUUAGAUUAAUGAUUCCACUUAGUAUUGUGUCAACGUUUUAAUGUACUCGACUACAUCCUGCAAGC